GAAAAUUGGACUCCUAUUAUCCUGGCAACCAACACGUGACAUCUCAAUGCGGAGCAGCCCCGGACUCACCUCGACUAUAUCACGCGUAUCUCAAACCUCACGACAAAGCAGCGUUCUGCCCUUCAAUAUCUUGUUAAACCAUUCCACUCGUUUACUAUCACUAUAUUUUUCUUUACUACAAGAGUUGAUCUACUUUCUUGGUCGUUGGUGGGUUGAGCAUGGCUACCAACGGUGAGACCAAAGCGCCGUCGUCUGGCAGCUUAGUCGAUGCGUCCGGGUACAAAUUCUCUGAAAAAGACACCAAGCCCGGCAAGAUUAGGUUGAAGAAGUCAGCUAAGUUAGGCAAGAAGAAGGGCGAUGAUGCGCCCGACUCCCCCGGUUCAUCACCUAUUCUCCCUGAGAUCGACGAGAAGACUAUGGCUGCUUUUCCUACGGGAAAACCACGAGAAGAGGAUCACUUAGAAACGGUCAUAUGUAAAACUUGCAAGAGGCCGGUCCUCAAACAAAACGCUGUGGAACAUAUCCGAGGUUGUAUUCGGGCGAAGCAGGAGAAGGCGAGGCGAAAGAAGGAAGCGCGCGAUGCGGCUAACCGGGCCAAGGCGGGUGAUAAGGAUGGCGACGAGGAUGCUGCGGGCGGCGAUGGUGAUGAUUCCAUGAAGGGUCAGAAGAGCGCUAAGAAAAGCGCCGUUAAGGGAAUGGCGGAGGAUGGGACGAAGAAGGGAAAGAAGCGCAAGAUGGAGGGAGAAGACGAUAAGGACAAGGAGCCUAAAAAGAAGAAGAAAAAGGAAGAACCCAAACCCAAGGUGCCGAAGCCGAAAGGACCCGUUGAUGUUGAGAAGCAGUGCGGUGUUACUCUGCCGAAUGGUGCUCAGUGUGCGAGAUCUUUGACCUGUAAGAGUCAUUCCAUGGGCGCGAAGCGAGCAGUGCCUGGUCGUUCAUUGCCGUACGAUAUGUUGCUUCAGGCAUAUCAGAAGAAGAAUCAGGCUCGUCAGCAAAAGGCUGCAAUUGAUGCCAAUGCUCCUCUGCAGGACGAUAUGGACAACAAUGGUCCUGUCGACUCGGAUGAAGAGAAAGAUGCUGUGAUGGCAGCUAUCACUCGCUCUCACCCACAGCCCAUCAUCACUCACACUCUGAUCUCGACUAAGAAAAAAUACCAAUAUGUCCGCAUUAAAGAGAUGCUAUCCCACGCUCUCGGUGGUGCGCGCGGUGGUGGACUCUUUUCAACCGGCGAUAGCAAUACCACCUCCAAUGACGGAAACCUCUUCGCUCCUGUGGACGACGUGGUCAUGACAUCUCCGGUUAUUACAAGCGCAGAUAACACAACGGAUGUGGACAAUACGACUCCAGCGCCAGCCGCCAAGAAACUUUCAAUAUCAGCGAGCUCGUAGAUACACAUGCUUGCUGGUGUUUUGUGUUGAUCUAAGGAGCAGCGAUGAGUGAUGAUCCUUUCUUUCCACUACUUGGGUAUGACUGCCACAUCGUGGUGUCUCGAACGGCGUUCAGGAAACCCAUGGAAUGGGUCUAAUUCGGAUUUUUUUUUGUGACGAUAUGAUACCCCGGAGUCCAUUGCAUAUACCACUGGCGAUGCUGAGUGUAAAUUAGUCAGAUGCUUUUAUACUUCUCUAUAUCUUGAUAGACAGUGUCCUUGGCUUUAAAUCUUUGAGUAUUCACUAUGUCUAAAUAUCUGCUAAUAGUAUUGCACACAU
Aspergillus pseudotamarii is the source of this 1706-nucleotide messenger RNA. RefSeq names its product deubiquitination module subunit SGF73. The record is from RefSeq and is a predicted model, not a curated record. Bases 219 to 1388 code for a protein of 389 amino acids. Gene Ontology annotation, biological process: regulation of transcription by RNA polymerase II; regulatory ncRNA-mediated heterochromatin formation; RITS complex assembly. Lineage: Eukaryota; Fungi; Ascomycota; Eurotiomycetes; Eurotiales; Aspergillaceae. The transcript is spliced from 4 exons. Gene Ontology annotation, cellular component: SAGA complex.